Messenger RNA from Acromyrmex echinatior (Panamanian leafcutter ant), 849 nucleotides. RefSeq lists its product as uncharacterized. Lineage: Eukaryota; Metazoa; Arthropoda; Insecta; Hymenoptera; Formicidae. Gene Ontology annotation, molecular function: olfactory receptor activity; odorant binding. Gene Ontology annotation, biological process: sensory perception of smell; detection of chemical stimulus involved in sensory perception of smell. Gene Ontology annotation, cellular component: plasma membrane. The record is from RefSeq and is a predicted model, not a curated record.
UUUACUCUAGUUAUCUUAGCACAAAUUUUAAUGAGUGUAAUUGUCUUAUGCGUUGAAGGAUUUCUUUUACUUCUUUCGCUUGAAAUAAAUGAUGCUCUUACCGCUGCAAAACAUGGAGUCUUUAUUAUUUCACUGUUAGUCCAACUUUUUCUUUACUGCUUCGCUGGACAGAUGUUGGAAUUUCAAUCGAAGGAAUUAGCCUAUGCAAUUUAUGAAUCACCAUGGUACACUUUUGACAUGAAUAUAAUGAAAAAUUUACCAUUGAUAAUUCUUCGAGCAGCCAGUCCUCAGCAGUUGACUGCAGGAAAAUUCGUAGCAAUAAAUUUUAUGACUUUUAAGGAAAUUUUAAAAGCUUCCGCCUCAUAUUUAUCUGUAUUAAGAGUAAUGAUGAAAACACUAUUCUUAAAAGUAUACGGUUUGUGGCCAUUACAGAAACAGACAGUAUUCACGAAGAUACAAUGGGGUUUUUGUUUGAUUACACAGUUUAUGAUACUACCUUGUCUGACGACGGAGCUGCUCUGGAGCAGCAAGGACGCCAGUUCAAAUAUAGAAAGUAUAACAUUCUUUGCGUCUACGUCGACUGGACUUAUAAAAAACAUAUGUCUUAUUGUUAGUCAAAAAAAACUGGGUAUGAACAUUAACGCUGCUAUUGAUGAUUGGUUAUCUGUUAAAAAUAAUGUGGAAACUAGGAAGAUUAUGAAGAAGUAUGCAGUUCAAAGCAAAAUACUCACCUUUACGUUAUUAUACUCGUUAUAUGUAUGCCUUGGCAUGUAUAUGGCAGUUGUCAUAUUCAUUAAUCUGAAGCAGAUAUUCUCCACAGACAUGAAUUUAGUGAAUGUGUUACACUAA